AUGACGAGGAGUUUAAACCGACCUCUCCUCCUAAUAUUACUUCUAUACGGGCCGUUACUCACAAACUCUUGGUGGUUCUUUGACAAUGAAGACUCGCUAAGUAAAAAGGUAGAAGAACUAACACAAGAAGAAGUUACUGGCACACCAAUUGAAGAAUCGGAUGACUCAGACGACUAUUCAACGUCACGACGGUUAAAGUUUGGCAUUAAAGAGCAUCGCUUCAAUUCAUCGUUGGUUGUUGAUGAAGACAAUGAAGUGGAUGAUGAAGAAGGUAAUGUAGAACAUAAUGAUGAAGAAGUUCCGAAACUAGGCAAGGAAAAUGAAAUUGAUGAAGUUCCUUUAGAUCCGGUGCCGGAGAACAUUUAUACGACCACGGAGAAUGUGCCAGAGCUGCCUACGCCGUUACCGGAUAAUGGGGAAGGUAAAAUACGAGAGUUUUUUUUCUGUGAUUAUCAUAUCUAAAAAAUACAGAAAUAUUAUAGUAUUGUGGAAAAGGGUAGGCAAUAGAUAAGAUAUUAGAGUAAGAGUAAUAAUAGUGUAUAAAAAAGGUACGGUAAGGCUGGGCAAGAUAGGUUAAGGUAGAGCAGUGGAGGCAAAGAUGGGGUGUUGUCGAGUAGGACAAGGUAUGGUAGUAUAAGACAAAGUAGGUUAAAGUAGGCUAGAAGACAAUGUACGACAGGGUAAAGUAGAAUACGGUAAGAUAGGAUAGAAUACGGUGAAGUGGAGUAGCGUAAUAGAGGGUAUGUCGGUUAGAAAAGGGAAGGUUAUGGUAGGGCCGGGUAGGAUAGGGUAGGGUAGGGUAGGAUAGGGUAGUUAGGGUAGGGCAGGUUAUGUAUAAGCUUUUUGAAUUUUAAAAAAUUAGUGUUUCCAGAAUCUCCAGAAGAACCGGAAUCAACAACAGAAGCCCUAGUGAUUCCAGCAGACAUUUCUGACACAGAUUUGUCCGCUGACGAUAAACAACAUGCUACUGAGAGCGCAGAAGCUGAAGUCACUACUACAGUCAUACCUACAUCUACAGUAGAGGUCACUGAAGUUCCAGCACACCCUGAAGCUACAGAACCUACUACCGAAUCUUCAGUAGAGGCUACAGAACCAACUACAAAGUCUCAUUCUGACGUCACAGACUCAGAUGUUACAGUAGUCGACAUUGAAAGCCAUGAAGGUGAUUUGAUACCUAAAGAAGAUGCUACGACCGUUAAAACAGAAACUGAUUUUCAAAAUGAAGCAGAUGUUACUGAAAAACAGAUUGAAGAUUCCACAACAACCUUACCUGAAUUUAGAGCCACUCCAGAAGUCGAAGGAGAUCAAGAACAAAGUCAGGAAGGUCAAGAAGCAGAACAAUUUCAAGCUACAACAACUUCUUUAGAUCAAAUUGAAGAAACUGAAGCUACAGAAUCUCCAGAAGCCCCAGAAGUCACAGAAACAACCCAUGAUAAACGAACAACAGGCUCAGCUUUAGAAGAAGAUACAUCAACAGUAGAACCACAACAAACCACCUUAACAUUGGCUGAUCAGCCUUUGUUAGAGACCACAACGAUGGCUCCUAUUGUUCAACCAGCCAAUGAAGAAAGCGAACGUACCGAUGAAGUGGCAGAAAGCACAACAAUUUAUCCUGAAGCUACUAAAUCAGCUAGGGAUGAAAAUAAUAUUAAUGUAGGUAAUGAGGAAGAGAGAAAUGAAUAUACAACCAUUGAUCCUGUUGGAAGAGCUAAUGAAGGAGAAGGUAGGAUUAUAUUAUACUUUUUUGGUUUUUCGAAUUAUUUUUUAUCAAAGAUAAACAAUUUCAUUAUAAAGUUGUUGGGUCCCACAACGAAAAAUUUUAAUUGCCAAAAAUCUGUGGUAUUCUGUUUUUUUGUAAAUUUUAUUUUUCGAAAUUUAAAAAAAAUGAAAUUUUGAUCGUUUUACACCAGUUUCUUGAUGUUUUGAAGAUAAAAAUGAAAAGAAAGUAAUGUUUUGACAAGGUAAUGAUGUUUUUUAGCUUAUUUUUUCAAAAUUUUUAGUUUUUGGGGGAGGAUUUGUAAAAUUUUUGACUUUUUUUCAAAAUCUGUGAAAUUAUCGAGUUUAUGGAUAUUGUUGUAGGAAGGUAUGUCUAUAUAUUGCUUUUUGUUUGUUUUAAAUUAAGAAUCUUGCUUUUUUAUACCCUACCAUACGUUUAUAUGAAUGUAUUUUUGAUUUUUUAUUGUAAAAUACGAAGACUUCUUUUUAUUUUAUGUUUAUUUCUUGGUAGAGUAGAUAUUCAACUUCAUUUAUUUUGGCAUUUGCUUUUAUAGCUAAUGAAUUGUGUUUUAAAAUGGACUAAAAAUCUUGCUUUAGGCUUUGAAACAACGCCGGAAGACGUCGCUUUUAGUCCGCCAACGGCUGAUUCUAAUGACAUAUUGCAGAACAUUGAAAUUGAUACUCCCGACAGUAAGUUAUAUUGACAUUUGGAGUUUUAAAAUGAGGUUUUUUUUUGUAAAAUACGAAUUAUUGAAUUCUUUAUUUUUUAAAAAUUUUUGUUUUUAAAUUUUUGUAAAAUACGCCAUUGUAUCUUAUUCAGAAGAAAACCAAGUUGUCUAUAUAACAAACAUUGAUGACUUACCAACCAGCACUGUUCUGAGAGGAAGAAGGCCACCAGCUGAAGUCACUCCACCAACAAAUCAAGUUCAGGAACGGCAAGAAACAGAAGCGCCUCAAAGACCAUAUAAACGUAAGUAA
Messenger RNA from Bursaphelenchus okinawaensis, 2694 nucleotides. The record is from the annotation of a GenBank genome assembly. Lineage: Eukaryota; Metazoa; Nematoda; Chromadorea; Rhabditida; Aphelenchoididae.